UCAGAAUCGCACUAGGCAAUUCGCACAAAUUGCUCUUCACAUCACACAACUCAUCAUCGCCGUCGCAACCAAGCUCUACGCCGUCGUAGCCUGGCCCAGCUACACCACAGCAUCGUGAACUUGUGAUAUUCUGCAGUGAAAGAGUGGAAGUAAUCUGCAAAUUGAUAUGUUGCCAAAACAGGGAAACAUUAAAUUUCUGGUCUUGAGGUGCUAAUUAGAGGACAAAUUGCAAAUGGCUACAUCUUUUAAUGGCAGUAAGAGUGGACACUGGAAGCAAAAAGAAUUGUGGUUUCUUGUGAUUUAUGCAAUCGUUUUCUAUGUUAUCAUCAUCAAUCGUUCGCUUCAACUCUCUUCUGAUCAUUACAAACAGCUAUUUGGCUUACGCCCUGGUUGGCUUUUACCUCGUCACCUCAAUGAUGUUUCAGAUGCUCAGUGGAGGAAUUUUCGGGGAAAUAUUCCUGUUCUUACUCUUGUCUUUGGAGUUUUCACUCUGCUAGCCAAAUUGAUGAGGGCUUUCUUUAAUUUGAGAGCAAGCGGAAUGUCUAUUCUCUGGCUUUUUUUUUCUUUGGCCUACUUAUCAUAUCUUCAUGGAGCAUGCAUUGUAUUUAUCCUAUCAAUAGCUACUGGUAAUUUUCUUCUAGUAAAGAUAUUUGCACAGAAGAAGUACUUUCCACUAGUAGUCUGGAGUUACAACAUAUUGUUUCUUCUCUGUAAUCGGAUUUAUGAAGGAUAUUCAUUCUCUGUAUUUGGGCAACAGUGGGCAUUUUUGGACAAUUACCGGGGCAGCUUUAGGUGGCACAUAUGUUUCAACUUUGUUGUUUUGCGCAUGAUAAGCUUUGGAUUGGAUUAUCACUGGGCUAAUCAAGAUUCUCAUUUUGAUCAGGAGAAGCAUUAUCAACGUUGUCAUGUUUGUAAAUCUGGAAAAUCUUGCUAUCAAGUUUUACAGGAAAGAAAUCUACACAGUGACAAGUUUGGAUAUAUCAUAUACCUUUGUUAUUUGGUAUAUGCACCACUUUAUAUUGCCGGUCCAAUACUGAGCUUCAAUGCUUUUGCCUCACAGCUAGAUGUUCCUCAAAACACUAAUUCAGUGAGAAAUGUAACACUCAAUGGUUUCCGCUGGGUAUUUAGUCUUCUCCUUAUGGAAUUAAUGACACAUCUAUUCUACUAUAAUGCCUUUGCCAAUAGUGGUUUGUGGAAGCACUUGUCUCCUAUGGACGUGUUCAUCAUUGGAUAUGGUGUCUUAAACUUCAUGUGGCUAAAAUUUUUACUGAUCUGGCGCUUUUUCCGUUUCUGGUCACUGAUAAACGGAAUUGAGGCUCCAGAGAAUAUGCCAAAAUGUAUUAAUAAUUGCCAUAACCUGGAAGGCUUUUGGAAAAAUUGGCAUGCUUCCUACAACAAGUGGCUUGUGAGGUAUAUAUACAUUCCUCUCGGGGGAAAUAAGAAAAAGCUACUAAAUGUGUGGGUUAUAUUCACAUUUGUUGCUAUCUGGCAUGAUUUAGAGUGGAAGCUUCUUUCAUGGGCAUGGUUGACGUGUUUAUUCUUUAUCCCUGAAUUGGUUUUAAAAUCAGCGGCCAAAGCAUUUCAGGCCCAAAGUUCUUUAGGAGAGUGCAUAUUUCGUGAACUCAGUGCUGUUGCCGGUGCAGUCACAAUUACUUGCCUCAUGGUGGCUAAUCUGGUUGGCUUUGUGAUUGGACCAAGAGGCAUUAACUGGUUGCUUUCUUCUUUCCUUCACGAGGAAGGGUUGCCUGUCCUUGGUGGCUUGCUUGUGACAUUUUACGUUGGAACAAAGAUUAUGUUCCACAUAGAUGAGGCAAAGCAAAGGUUACCCAGUACCUGAACUGGGACAAUUACUUUUGACCAUAAUACUUGGUGCAAUUAUGCAAACAUGUUUGGUGCUGGGAGUUUCAAAUCGAAUACAGAACAAUGUGCUUGACUUGGAUAUAUGUGGGUGCCUUUCUUUCCCGAUGUGUACAUCACAGUGGGAGCCACGCCUUCUGUUUUUUCACACCAUCUACUGUCACAGAAUACAUGGAAAAAUUAAAUAGUAAAUGAAUUGAGCUUGACACCUUAUUGGUUUUGUUCUCUUGUGUUGUUUUAAGGUAUGCUCUUGAGAUAUAUUCUAUUCUCGGGAGCUCCAAUAUGUUGUAAAACAGCUUUUCCCCUACAUUGUUACGGCUUGUUUGACCAUUUUGAUGAUUUUUGGUUUUACGUUAA
Molecule: messenger RNA, 2214 nt
Organism: Cajanus cajan (pigeon pea)
Lineage: Eukaryota; Viridiplantae; Streptophyta; Magnoliopsida; Fabales; Fabaceae
Source: RefSeq, a predicted model, not a curated record